AAGUGCUACAUUGUCGCAAAAUUUUUCACUUCACCAACUAAACAAGGCCUAAUAAUACAAUAAACAACACAAGAAAUGCAGCCAUUACUUAUCUUCUCGUUUCAUUUCUACUGAACCCUGAUGACUUUAUCCAACCACUAGUCUAAGUGCAGUGUGUUCAGUGUGUGAAAUCCGAAUAAGAUCCAGUAGGAUAUUAUUCAAAGUUGGUGGGCUUACAAUCAACGGCUGGAAGCAACCAGAGCAGCAGACAAAAAGGAAGCUACUUAUUCGCACUUCAUCAACAAAAGGCAGGUUAAAAGCCUCCAUUAUUUACCCUAACUAAUAAAAACGAGAGAUUUAUUAUUAUUCACAGUUGGACACAGGCCAUUUUUCCUUCUCUCACUAAGACCGCACUCAAGGGUGAGCAUACUGAUAUAAUAUAUUCCUUUUAGACGAAGUCAUCCAUCACCUGACCUCUCCCAACUCACUCACGCCUAUAAAAGCGAUCCACCCCAGCCCGCCCCCAAUUCUCCUCCUACUCCGAAUCCACAGCAAGAAAGCAAGUCUGCCUCACCCACUCACACCACUCACUCAUUGUUCCACACCAAGAUCCAAGAGCAAGACAAGUCCACAAGCAAACAGAGUAGGGGGCAAGAACUCCCUCACCACCAUGGCGUCCUACGACAAGGCCUUCGAGUCCUACAAGAAGGCCCUCACCACAGCGGCGUCCGUCGCCGCGUCCAUGAUGCUGGUGCGCAGCGUGGUGAACGAUGUGGUGCCACCCGAGCUGCGAGAUCUGCUCUUCUCUGGCUUUGGCUACCUGCGCUCACGCACAUCGUCGGACCACACCAUCAUCGUCGAGAAGAAGAACGACGGGUUCGCCAACAACUACGUCUACAGCGCUGUGAAGACUUACCUCGCCACGCGCAUGAACACCGACAUCCAGCAGCGCCUGCGUGUCAGCAGCAUGGACGAGAACGACAAGAUGAUGGUCAGCAUGGAUGAGGGCGACGAGAUGCUGGAUGUUUAUGAAGGCACGGAGUUCAAGUGGUGCCUUGUCUGUAAAGAGAACUCAAAUGACUCCCUCAACGGCAGUCAGAACGAGUCCCAGUUCUUCGAGUUGACCUUCAACAAGAAGCACAAGGACAAAGCCCUCAAAUCAUACCUCCCAUUCAUUUUGGCGACAGCCAAGGCCAUUAAAGCCCAGGAGAGAACUCUCAUGAUAUACAUGACUGAAUACGACGAUUGGUCCCCGAUUGACCUCCACCACCCAUCUACAUUUGACACGCUUGCCAUGGACCACAAGCUGAAGCAGUCCAUCAUUGAUGACCUUAACAGGUUCCUCAAGAGAAAAGAUUACUAUAAGAAGAUUGGCAAGGCGUGGAAGCGGGGGUACCUGCUGUAUGGUCCACCUGGGACUGGGAAGUCGAGCCUAAUCGCGGCCAUGGCCAACCAUCUCAGGUUUGACAUAUAUGACCUCGAGCUAACUGCGGUCACGUCCAACUCAGACCUCAGGAGGCUUCUUGUUGGCCUGGGCAACCGAUCCAUUCUCGUGAUCGAAGAUAUUGACUGCACCAUCGAACUGAAACAGCGGGAGGAAGGUGAAGCACACGACGAGUCAAAUUCUACAGAACAAAACAAGAGGGAAGGCAAGGUGACGCUGUCUGGACUGCUCAAUUUUGUUGAUGGGCUGUGGUCAACAAGUGGGGAGGAAAGGAUCAUCGUCUUCACAACCAAUUACAAGGAGCGGCUCGACCCGGCACUGCUGCGGCCUGGAAGGAUGGACAUGCACAUCCACAUGGGGUAUUGCACCCCAGAGUCUUUCCGAAUCCUUGCCAACAACUACCACUCCGUCGAGUACCAUGACACAUAUCCAGAGAUUGAGAAACUGAUCAAGGAGGUGAUGGUGACACCCGCAGAGGUUGCUGAGGUUCUGAUGAGGAAUGACGACGCUGAUGUUGUGCUCCAUGAUCUUGUUGAUUUCCUGAAGUCAAAAAUGAAGGAUGCUAAUGAGAUCAAGGCUGAACACAAGGAAGCAAAUAACCAGCUGGAUGAGAAGAAAGACGACAAGGAUAAUGAGAAAAAAUAAAACCCAGUGCAAUUCCUUCCAGAAAAGAAGACGAAAGCAAAUAGCGGUUUGAGAUCAAGACUGAACACAAGGAAUCAAAUAACCAGCUGGAUGAGGAGAAAGGCGACGAGAUAUUGAAAAAAAAUAAAACCCAGUGCAAUUCCUUCAAGAAGAGGAAAGAAUAUGAAAGCACCCCAUAUCGUAUUUCAUAUAGAUCAAUCCUACAGGGGAUCCAUAGGCGCAUGUGAGUGUUUGCAUAUUGUCAACAUUGUGUUUUUGGAUUAAUGAGGUGUACUGGUACUUCCAGUGUGUGUUAGUACUUGUUUAGUAGCUUGUAUGCAGAAUUACAGAUAUGCAAAAUCCAUGUGACAAUUUACAUGAAACUGCAAACAUGCCAUUGCCUUGCAAAUGCCAA
Molecule: messenger RNA, 2462 nt
Organism: Sorghum bicolor (sorghum)
Lineage: Eukaryota; Viridiplantae; Streptophyta; Magnoliopsida; Poales; Poaceae
Product: AAA-ATPase At3g50940
Exons: 2
Coding region: 650-2068 (472 amino acids)
Molecular function (GO): ATP binding; ATP hydrolysis activity
Source: RefSeq, a predicted model, not a curated record